Molecule: messenger RNA, 1062 nt
Organism: Eimeria acervulina
Lineage: Eukaryota; Apicomplexa; Conoidasida; Eucoccidiorida; Eimeriidae
Product: zinc finger MYND domain-containing protein, putative
Exons: 1
Coding region: 1-1062 (353 amino acids)
Source: RefSeq, a predicted model, not a curated record
AUGCCACGCAAGCAAAGAGCAUUAUCUUCAGCCCGUAGAAAUGUUAAAGCGGCUUCCCAUGCAGCAGCAGCAGCAGCAGCAGCUGCAGCAGCAAAAGAAGAUGCAGCGCAGCGAGACAGCAACAACACCUGCAGCAAACUAUGCCGCAGCGGCAGCGAGGAUGCUGCUGUUGCUGCUGCUGGAGGCAGCAGCAACAGCAACAGCAACAGCAACAACAGCAGCAGCAGCAACAGCAACAGCAGCAGCAGCAGCGCAGCAGAAGCAGCACAUUUUAAGGCUCUUCUUCAGGCUCUAGAAGGCGUAGCAGCAGAAAGAAAAAGACGAAGCAGACGAGUAGAUUCACAAGAGUUGCUGCUGCAGUUUAUGCAUCAUAUAUCUUCACCUGCAAUGGAAGAGCUGCAGCGGCAGCAGCAGCAGCAGCUGCUGCUGCAGCAGCAGCAAGGAGAGCAGCUCGAAAUAAACAGCAGCAGCAAUGAAUUGUCUCUUCUGCGAGGUGCUAAGUGGCAUGAAGCAGCAUGGGUCUCCUUGCUGCAGCAAGCACUGCAGCAGCCAGCAGCAGCAACAGCAACAACAGAAGAUACACCUGAAGCAGCAGAAGGCGCAGCAGCAGCAGCAGCAGCAGAAGUAGGAGCGGAUGCAGCGGACUGCAGCAAGGCUGAAGACGGCGAGGCAGCCUGGCUGGCGCAGCAGCAGCAGCAACAACAGCAGCAACAGCAGCAGCAGGAGGCAGAGCAGCAGCAAGAGCGUGUAGCAGAAGUAGGAGUGAUGUUUGCAGCGCAGCAGCAGCAGAUGUAUCUCUCGCUGCUGCUGCUGCAGCAGCCCGAUUGGGUGCCCGGUGCUUUUGCUGCUCUUGAUGAUUUGCUGCCUCUUGCUACAGAGGAGAGUCCUGUAUUAGCAGCAGCAGCAGCAGCAGAUGCAGCAGCUGCUGCAGCAACCCCACAGCAGCAGCAGCAGCAGCAGCAGCAACUCGGGGCAUUUGUUGCAGCAACAGAAGCAGAAGCUGCUUCUCUGCGAGAAAAAUACUUCAAGACAGUAUUUGAUGUAGCAGGUAAAAUAAAGUAA